Molecule: messenger RNA, 2409 nt
Organism: Budorcas taxicolor (takin)
Lineage: Eukaryota; Metazoa; Chordata; Mammalia; Artiodactyla; Bovidae
Gene: ADARB1
Product: adenosine deaminase RNA specific B1
Exons: 11
Coding region: 36-2375 (779 amino acids)
Biological process (GO): adenosine to inosine editing; RNA processing
Cellular component (GO): cytoplasm; nucleolus
Molecular function (GO): double-stranded RNA adenosine deaminase activity; tRNA-specific adenosine deaminase activity; double-stranded RNA binding
Source: RefSeq, a predicted model, not a curated record
ACUGUCACAGCCCAGAGGAGCUCUGAGGGGACACGAUGGCUGCAUGUCACGUGGGGGCCUGGCCGGAGCCCUGGGGCAGCAGAAGGGGGAAGGCUUUCCGGUCGGCAUGGAGAGCUGGACAAGGGCCUGAAGGAAGCUCGCCGAGCGGGCGCCACGCUCGGAUCAUCUCAGCUCCACCCGCUCCACAGGGCCCAGGCGGCACAGGAACACGUGGAAUUCACAACAGAAACAGCCUCCGCCAGUCAAGAAACCCUCAAAAGUAUUUUGCCAUGGAUGUAGAAGAUGAAGAAAACAUGAGUUCGAGCAGCACAGAUGUUAAGGAAAACUGCAAUCUGGACGGCGCGCCCCCCAAGGACGGCAGCGCCCCAGGGCCUGGUGAGGGUGCCCCGCUCUCCAACGGGGGCGGCGGGGGCACCAGCAGGAAGCGGGCCCUGGACGAGGGCAGCAACGGCCAUGCCAAGUUCCGCCUGAAGAAGCGGAGGAGGGCGCCGGGGCCCGCACUGCCCAAGAACGCGCUGAUGCAGCUGAACGAGAUCAAGCCCGGCCUGCAGUACACGCUGCUGUCGCAGACGGGGCCAGUACACGCGCCCCUCUUCCUCAUGUCCGUCGAGGUCAACGGACAGGUGUUCGAGGGCUCCGGCCCCACGAAGAAGAAGGCCAAGCUGCACGCGGCUGAGAAGGCCCUGCGCUCAUUCGUCCAGUUCCCCAACGCCUCCGAGGCUCACCUGGCUAUGGGCCGCAGCCUGUCCACCAACGCGGACUUUACAUCUGACCAGGCCGACUUCCCUGACGCGCUCUUCAACGGCUUCGAGACGCCCGACAGGUCGGAGGUGCCCUUCUACCUGGGCUCCAAUGGCGAUGAUUCCUUCAGCUCCAGUGGGGACCUCAGCCUGGCCGCGUCCCCAGUGCCCGCCGGCCUGGCCCAGCCGCCCCUGCCUGGGCCCCCGCCUUUCCCACCGCCCAGCGGGAAGAACCCUGUGAUGAUCUUGAACGAGCUGCGCCCGGGACUCAAGUAUGACUUCCUCUCAGAGAGUGGGGAGAGCCAUGCCAAGAACUUCGUCAUGUCCGUGGUCGUGGACGGCCAGUUCUUUGAAGGCUCUGGGAGGAACAAAAAGCUGGCCAAGGCCCGGGCCGCACAGUCCGCCCUGGCGACUAUCUUUAACUUGCACUUGGAUCAAACCCCGUCUCGCCAGCCCAUCCCCAGCGAGGGCCUGCAGCUGCACCUGCCACAGGUCCUGGCCGAUGCCGUGGCCCGCCUGGUGCUGGAUAAGUUUGGGGACCUGACAGACAGCUUCGCCUCCCCUCACGCGCGCAGGAAGGUCCUUGCUGGAAUCGUCAUGACAACAGGCACAGAUGUGAAGGACGCCAAGGUGAUCAGCAUCUCCACGGGAACAAAGUGCAUCAACGGCGAGUACAUGAGUGACCGGGGGCUCGCACUUAACGACUGCCACGCGGAGAUCAUAGCCCGCAGAUCCCUGCUGAGGUUUCUCUACACGCAGCUUGAGCUUUACUUAAAUAGCAGAGAUGAUCAAAAGAGAUCCAUCUUUGAGAAGUCCGAGCGGGGCGGCUUCAAGCUGAAGGAGAAUGUCCAGUUCCACCUGUACAUCAGCACCUCCCCCUGCGGGGACGCCAGGAUCUUCUCACCACAUGAACCCAUCCUGGAAGAGCCAGCAGACAGACAUCCGAACCGAAAAGCCCGUGGACAGCUGCGGACGAAGAUAGAGUCUGGUGAGGGGACCAUCCCCGUUCGCUCCAAUGCCAGCGUCCAGACGUGGGACGGGGUGCUGCAGGGGGAGCGGCUGCUCACCAUGUCCUGCAGCGACAAGAUGGCCAGGUGGAAUGUGGUGGGCAUCCAGGGGUCCCUGCUCAGCAUCUUCGUAGAGCCCAUUUACUUCUCCAGCAUCAUUCUGGGCAGCCUGUACCACGGGGACCACCUCUCCAGGGCCAUGUACCAGCGCAUCUCCAACAUUGAGGACCUGCCCCCGCUGUACACCCUCAACAAGCCUCUGCUCAGCGGCAUCAGCAACGCGGAGGCGCGGCAGCCAGGGAAGGCCCCCAACUUCAGCGUCAACUGGACGGUGGGCGAUUCAGCCAUCGAGGUCAUCAACGCCACCACGGGGAAGGACGAGCUGGGCCGCGCCUCGCGCCUGUGUAAGCACGCGUUGUACUGUCGCUGGAUGCGUGUGCACGGCAAGGUUCCCUCCAACUUACUGCGCUCCAGGAUCACCAAACCCAACGUGUACCACGAGUCCAAGCUGGUUGCCAAGGAGUACCAGGCUGCCAAGGCCAGUCUGUUCAGAGCCUUCAUCAAGGCCGGGCUGGGCGCCUGGGUGGAGAAGCCCACGGAACAGGACCAGUUCGCACUCACACCCUGACAGCGUGCAGCGCAGCCCCAACCCCACAGCCGGG